Suillus paluster is the source of this 1122-nucleotide messenger RNA. Its product is annotated as mitochondrial import inner membrane translocase subunit TIM22. Gene Ontology annotation, cellular component: TIM22 mitochondrial import inner membrane insertion complex. The transcript is spliced from 4 exons. Bases 89 to 640 code for a protein of 183 amino acids. Gene Ontology annotation, biological process: protein insertion into mitochondrial inner membrane. Gene Ontology annotation, molecular function: transmembrane protein transporter activity. Lineage: Eukaryota; Fungi; Basidiomycota; Agaricomycetes; Boletales; Suillaceae. The record is from RefSeq and is a predicted model, not a curated record.
UACAACGAAGCUUUUGCCAAACAACAGCAAAUACGGAAUCAUCCUUCGGCAAGUUGUCGGCAAAAGCAAAAGUUUCUUGAAAGCAACCAUGAGCUCCUUCCCAUUGGUCGCUCCGAUGUUUCCUGCAGGGAGGGAACCCCUUCCUCCAGGAAUGACAGAGGAGGACCGUGCUCAGCUCAUGCAGGCCAAAAAGUACCAAGGAUGGAUGUCUAUGGGCAUGGAGUCUUGUGCAGCAAAAACAGUCAUUGCUGGCGUUGGUGGUCUCGGCAUUGGCGCAUUCUUCUCUCUCAUGUCCUCGUCGUUUGCGUACGAGGAUCCUUUGCUACGGUCAUCCACUCAGGCCGGCCUAAAUAACACUCAGAAGGCUCGGGAAAUCUUCAAGGAAAUGGGUAGAGGGAUGUGGAGAAGCGGAAAGGGCUUUGGAAAAGUUGGAGCGUUGUUCGCCGGAAUCGAAUGUGUCAUUGAAGGCUACCGAGCGAAGAAUGACAUGGUAAACCCAAUUGCUGCAGGGUUCGUUGCCGGAGGUGUUCUUGCACGAAACUCUGGGCCUAAAGCUGCUCUAGGUGGUGGAUUGGCAUUUGCUGCUUUCUCCGCAGCAAUAGAUUUGUUCUUACGGAGGGAAACAUCAGACGACGACUAGUCAUUAUGCAUAUUAAUACCAUUAGAUUAAUCAUUCAUUGUUGUUGGAUGCACGCCACCACCAACGUUGUACAACGCGAAGGGCCGCGGUGCGCGGCAAAGCCCCGCUACAUUUCUCACAACAAUUGCUGAUAGAAGUGUGUUUGACCGUAUCCAUGUCGCCUAUGCAGUCUAAUCUGCCGAUAUACAACGCUUUGAGCACAUCCGUACUGCGCUUCUUAGCUCUGGCUUGUGUCUUGCUGAUUCAUCACUCGACCAACGUUUAUUGGAUUCGAGGAUGUGUUAGUCACCGCAUCAGAACCAUUUCAAUGUGUUGUUCUAUCAGCGGUGCUUGUAAUUUCUCCUUCGGAUGACUACUUGACUAGUGAUGCCGGUUGGAUGGACGUAGUAGUCCAAUUGCCAGUCCGUCUAUCGACGGCUUGCCUCAUUAGACGGGCUGGUCAUCAGUCUCAGAAAGUCAGGGUAUUGGGAAGUCUGUGAGGU